Cyprinus carpio (common carp) is the source of this 3681-nucleotide messenger RNA. Its product is annotated as diacylglycerol kinase delta-like. NCBI's taxonomy places the organism in Eukaryota, Metazoa, Chordata, Actinopteri, Cypriniformes, Cyprinidae. Gene Ontology annotation, molecular function: protein binding; ATP-dependent diacylglycerol kinase activity. The record is from RefSeq and is a predicted model, not a curated record. Gene Ontology annotation, biological process: lipid phosphorylation; intracellular signal transduction; diacylglycerol metabolic process.
GUCCGUGCGGCGGCGCUGUGAGGCCGGUCCCGCUGGAACAGAGCGUGAAUCCCGGGGGCUGGAGCGCAGGAUGGCGGCGGUCGGUGCUGCUGCUGCUGAGGCCGAGUCGUCGGACAGCGAACCGGAGCAGGAGCACGGAUCCCCGCAGAAACUCAUACGGAAGGUCUCCACGUCGGGUCAGAUCCGGAGCAAGACGAUUUUAAAAGAGGGAAAGUUGAUGAAACAGACGAAUUUUCAGCGCUGGAAGAGACGUUAUUUUAAACUGCGGGGAAGAACGCUGUACUACGCUCAGACGGCCAAGUCGAUUAUUUUUGAUGAAGUGGAUCUGACGGAUGCCAGUGUAGCAGAAUCGAGCACGAAGAACGUUAACAACAGCUUUACUGUGACAACUCCGUGUCGUCGACUGGUUCUGUGUGCAGAAAACAGGAAAGAAAUGGAGGAAUGGAUCGCAGCGCUGAAGAGUGUUCAGAACAGAGAACACUUUGAGUCCACUCAGUUCAGUAUGGAUCAUUUCUCUGGGAUGCAUAACUGGUACGCCUGUUCUCACGCUCGCCCCACGUACUGUAACGUCUGUCGGGAGGCUCUGUCUGGAGUCACGUCUCACGGACUGUCCUGCGAAGUGUGUAAGUUCAAGGCUCACAAGCGUUGUGCGGUCAGAGCCACUAAUAACUGCAAAUGGACGACACUGGCCUCUAUCGGCAAAGACAUUCUGGAGGAUGAGGAAGGGAUCUCGAUGCCUCAUCAGUGGCUGGAGGGGAAUCUGCCCGUCAGCGCCAAAUGCACCGUGUGUGAUAAAACCUGCGGCAGCGUCUUGAGACUGCAGGACUGCCGCUGUUUAUGGUGCAAAGCCAUGGUGCAUGCUGGGUGUAAAGACCAGCUCUCUCCGAAGUGCCCACUGGGUCAGUGUAAAGUCUCUGUGAUCCCACCCACCGCCCUCAACAGCAUCGACUCAGACGGUGAGUGCUUCUGGAAGGCGACGUUGGUUCGACGUCCUCCGACCUGCACGAGUCCGCUGCUGGUGUUUGUGAACAGUAAAAGUGGAGAUAAUCAGGGCGUGAAGUUCCUGCGGCGCUUUAAGCAGCUGUUGAAUCCUGCACAAGUGUUCGAUCUGAUGAACGGAGGGCCACAUCUGGGGUACACUUCCUACUCGCUGCUGGGAACAGGAAAUGACCUGGCCAGAGUGUUGGGGUGGGGCUCGGCGUGUGACGACGACACACAGUUACCGCAGAUUCUGGAGAAACUGGAGAGAGCCAGCACUAAGAUGCUGGACAGAUGGAGUAUUAUGGUAUAUGAGACCAAGUUACCACGGCAACACUCCAGCUCCACAGUAACAGAGGACUGUAGUGAGGACUCAGAGGUGCAGCACAUUCUAACGUAUGAAGACUCAGUUGCUGCUCAUCUCUCUAAAAUCCUGACGUCCGAUCAGCAUUCGGUGGUUAUUUCAUCUGCCAAAGUCCUGUGUGAGACGGUAAAAGACUUUGUUGCGAAAGUCGGACGUGCUUACGAGAGAAACACAGAAAACUCAGAAGAGUCAGAGGCCAUGGCUAAAAAGGUCAGCUUGUGGUGUGUGCUGAAAGAAAAGUUGGACUCGUUAUUGAAAACGCUUAACGAGGAAGCCCAGGCCAGCAGUGUGAUUGCGCCGCCGCCGCCCACCAUCGCUGAGGAGCAGGUGGAUGGGGGAGGGGUGGUUCUGGCUCCGCCCACUGCCCCGCCCACAGUCACAGCCCCUUGUUCGCCUCGGCCGCCCGCCGCUAUCUUCAAACCCCGAGAGCAGCUGAUGCUUCGAGCCAACAGCCUGAAGAAAGCCAUCAGACAAAUCAUAGAGCACACCGAGAAAGCGGUGGAUGAACAGAACGCUCAGACGGAGGAGGGUUUGCCUUCACUGCCGGCGGAGGAAGAAGAGGAGGACGAUGGUUCAGAAACGUUGUCUCUGCAGUCGUCAUACAGCAGCCGAGCGCGAGCCAGCAGACGAGCAUCUAAGACUCCAUGUGAGAAGCUCAUCAGUAAAGGAAGCCUGUCCAUAGGCAGCUCCGCCUCACUUCCUGCUCAGACAGGAAGCAGAGAGAACAUGCCCAUGCUGAACACUAAGAUCCUCUACCCAAGUCUCAGAGCAGGUGUGUCGGGGUCUUUCAGCGGCUCGGUGAUCACCAGGCUGCUGGUCAACGCUGAUCCGUUCAACUAUGAUCCGGAGAACCUGGAUCUGUUCACGGAGAAAUGUGUGAUGAAUAAUUAUUUCGGGAUCGGUCUGGAUGCCAAAAUCUCUCUGGAUUUCAACAACAAACGUGACGAGCAUCCGGAGAAAUGCAGAAGUCGCACUAAAAACAUGAUGUGGUAUGGAGUCCUGGGAACCAAAGAACUUCUGCACAGAACAUACAAGAACCUGGAACAGAGAGUUCUGCUGGAGUGUGACGGGAGGCCGAUCCCUCUUCCCAGUCUGCAGGGGAUCGCUGUGUUGAAUAUUCCCAGUUACGCAGGAGGAACCAACUUCUGGGGCGGAACUAAAGAGGAUGAUACGUUCACGGCGCCGUCGUUUGAUGAUAAGAUCCUGGAGGUGGUGGCUGUGUUCGGCAGCAUGCAGAUGGCUGUUUCUAGAGUUAUUAAUCUACAGCAUCACCGUAUCGCACAGUGUCGAACAGUAAAGAUCACUAUUCUGGGAGAUGAAGGCGUCCCUGUGCAGGUGGACGGAGAGGCCUGGAUCCAACCGCCCGGAUACAUCCGGAUCCUCCACAAGAACCGCACGCAAACCCUCACCAGAGACCGGGCGUUCGAGAACACUUUGAAGUCGUGGGAGGACAAACAGAGAGGCGAGAUUCCACGGCUGGUUUCCCAGCAUGCAUCGCAGCCAGAGAUCGUUUCUGAAGAGGAGACUGCUCAGAUCAGUCUGUUUGGACAGGCAGCCGGUGCACUUAUACACAGUAUCAGGGACGUGGCACAGUCUCAUCACACCAUCGAGCAGGAAUUGGCUCAUGCGGUCAACGCCAGCUCGAAAGCCAUGGAUCUGGUGUACGCAAACUCCAAAAGCAGCGGGGGUUUGACCUGUAAUGUGGUGAUGGAGAUGGUCAGUAACGUCAAAGCUCUGCACAGCGAGACCGAACUGCUGCUCGCGGGAAAGAUGUGCCUGCAGCUGGACCCUCCUCAGAGAGAUCAGCUGAUCGGCGCGCUGAGUUCAGUCGCUCAGCAGUUACGCAGACUCUCAGACAUCAGCUGGCUCAGUCAGCUCAUCGACCCGGCAGAUGCCUGUCUUGAUUUCUCCAAGCGCACCCCCCGGUUCGUCCACAGCGCUAAUUCCCGCCUCGUGGCCAAAUUCAAGAAAGACAAAAACAACAAAAACAAGGAGACGUGCGCCGCCCUCAACAUGCCAGUGAGUACGUGGGGUGUGGAUGAAGUGGGCGUCUGGCUGGAGAUGCUCUGUCUGUCCGAGUACAAGGAGAUCUUCAUCAGACAUGAUAUCAGAGGACCAGAGCUGCUUCAGCUGGAGAGGAGAGACCUGAAGGAUCUGGGAGUGACUAAAGUCGGCCACAUGAAGCGGAUCCUGCAGGGAAUCAGGGAUUUGAGUCGAAACAGCACAACCAGCGAAGCCUAGACGCUCCGCAGCCAAUCAGAUGCCUCGUUCGGACGUGACGCAGCUUCACUGGCCAAUCAAACGCUCAGUCACGACUGCAAGCAGCCAUACUCCUCCAC